This is a messenger RNA of Caenorhabditis elegans, 1855 nucleotides long. RefSeq names its product Ras-GEF domain-containing family member 1B (gene R05G6.10). Lineage: Eukaryota; Metazoa; Nematoda; Chromadorea; Rhabditida; Rhabditidae. Gene Ontology annotation, molecular function: guanyl-nucleotide exchange factor activity. The transcript is spliced from 12 exons. The record is from RefSeq and is marked reviewed. The coding region runs from base 1 to 1644 and encodes 547 amino acids. Gene Ontology annotation, biological process: small GTPase-mediated signal transduction.
AUGAAGUCUUCUGUCACUCAGUUUUGGCAUCAGCCGUGGUCUCCGAUGCGACGAAAAAGAGCAAGAAGUUCGAAUCCAAAUGGAUGCAAGACAAAACCGACGACGUUGGAAGUUGAUGGAGCUACUGAGAACAAUAAUGGAAAACUGAUAUUACCAAACUCAACAAGUCAACCAAUGCUCUCAACUCAAUCAGCACGAGGGUACAACACUCUUCCUCGACGGGCUGCAAUACUGACAUCUUCGCAGUCUCAAACAGGCAUGAUUUCGUUGACACAGCAGGUCAGCGCUGUUCGAUUGGAUACUCAUAAAAGUGAUACUUUUGAACAGAAUGAUCUGGUACUUGAUAACACUGGAGCUGUAUUAUCAGGUAGUCGAGAUGCACUUAUUCGACGACUUGUUCCAACAAGAGAUUUCUGUCCAGAUGAAUCAUAUAUCUUUUCAUUGCUUGUAAAUAUUCGAACUUUUAUCUCUCCACACGAAUUGAUGCAAAAAAUAGUCCAGUAUUGCAUGUUCGCUCAAAAUGCCGACUCACACAAUUUCGCGAAGGAAGGCAGAGGGAGAAUGUUCGCACAUAUCUUGAGACUGUGCAGUGAAUGGGCAACAAAUAUACCGUAUGAUUUUAAAACUGAAUAUAUGAGGACAAGACUAAAUGAAUUACUACGAUUAUGUGCAGUGGAUAAGACUUAUCAACAAAAAACAACAGAACUCCAGUCAACAUUAAGAUCAUCGCUAAAUAAAUUGGAUCGGUAUGAGAAAGCAGUUGCAAAUCUUCAAAAAGCUCUGUCAGAAAACACAAAUCUCCCAGAACAAUCUGAUAGUAUGACGGGAUUAUUUGUUUUGUGUAAUGACGCAAAGACAGUCGCCCAACAAUUGACGCAUAUUGAAAUGGAACGAUUCAGUAUGGUUGGAGUUGAUGAAAUUGUACAGAGCCUCGCAUCGGAUCCUUUAUCAGAAAUCGGAAGACACUCGAAAAAUAAAGAAGGAACGAUAAGCUCAAUAUCAUUUUAUAUUGAAUGGUUUAAUAGGUUAUCUGCAUUUGCAGCAAUUGAAGUUUUGAAACAGACAAAGAAAAGGAAUCGAGUUGCUGUCUUUGAGUUUAUGAUUGAUAUUGCCAAAGAAUGCUGUGAAAUUGGAAAUUUUAAUUCAAUGAUGGCUAUUGUUGCUGGAUUAUCUCUUCCUGCAGUCAGCAGGUUAAAGAAAACUUGGUGUCGAGUGGAAAAAGCUAAACUUGAAAUCCUUCAACACCAACUGGAUCCAUCUGGAAAUUUCUUGAGCUACCGAGCAACAAUCAAAGCUGCUCAAUGGAGAGCCGAUAGUGCAAGAGGAAAUCAACAAAAAAUUGUGAUACCAUUUUUUGUUCUUCUACUCAAAGAUUUAUUCUUAAUCUAUCACGGUCAUCCAAGAAUUCUUCCAAAUGCUCAUCUCAAUUUUAUGGCAUUUAAUCAAUUGGCUGAGCAGUUAAGAGAUGUCAUUCAAUGGAAAUCAACUGUUUGUACAUUUGAAAAGAAUCCACAAGUUUUACAAUAUUUACUGAUUACAUCAGUCUCUGGAGAAAAAGAUUCAAUGUUAAUGUCAUUUGAAUGUGAACCUCCAGAAUCAUCAUCAGAACGAGACCAACAUAAAAAACUAAAAGGCGGAAAAUGAUUAUUUUAUCCUUCAUCACUUUCUCUGCACUUCCAUGUCAAUUUCCUGAUCCCAUCUCAUCAUUGUUCCCGUUGUCCUAGUCAAAUCUUGAUAUUAUCAAAUUCUAGUCAAUUCAUAUCUUAAAUAGUUUCUUUUUUAUUCCAAUAUUCAACCGUAUUCCCAUACCAUGGGUCUUGCAACGAUCUUGAACUCCUCUGAGAGAAUAUAAUAA